Molecule: messenger RNA, 1710 nt
Organism: Lodderomyces oxycetoniae
Lineage: Eukaryota; Fungi; Ascomycota; Pichiomycetes; Serinales; Debaryomycetaceae
Gene: ECM38
Product: Ecm38p
Exons: 1
Coding region: 1-1710 (569 amino acids)
Source: RefSeq, a predicted model, not a curated record
AUGGUUGUUUCUACACAACCUUUGGCAACUUCGGCCGGGUUGAAAAUCUUGAGUAAAGGUGGGAAUUGUAUUGAUGCUGCUAUCGCGGUGUCUGCAGCUUUAUGUGUCACUGAACCCGCUUCAACUGGAAUUGGUGGUGAUUGUUUUGCAUUAUACUUUAAAGUGGACAAUAAAGAUUCGCCAACGUGCAAAGGAGGGAAAGUUCUUGGUUUGAAUGGGUGUGGAAGAGCUGCGAAAAAUGUUACUCCACAACACGUUUGGGAUGAACACAAUCUGGGGCAACCAAUGCCUAGAAUACCCUAUACGUCGGUGUUUUCUGUAACUGUUCCGGGUGCAAUUGCUGGUUGGUACGAUGCUUUUGAAAAAUGGGGGUCAAAAAAUGUUUCUUUUGCCGAUAUCUUGGAACCCGCAGUGACUUUAGCUGAAAAGGGGUUCCCUGUUUCUGAAUUGUCAAGCAGAUCUUGGAGAAAUUCUAUAGCCAAGUUGAAAAGUCAAAAUCCAGAUGUGGCAAAUAAUCCAUUUGUUUUGGAAGGGGAGAGAGGCCCGUUUGAAGGUGAAUUUGUUCGGAAUAUUCCAUUAGCAGAGUGUUUAAAAUUGAUUUCCCAAAAUGGUAAGCAGGCAUUUUAUGAAGGUCCGAUUGCAGAAGCUAUCAUUGAUACCACCAGCAAGAGAAACCAUAAACUCACCAUUGAUGAUUUAAAGUUUCAUACGUCUACUAUUGUGGAGCCAAUAAAAUUGGAUUUUCAAAAUCACCAUGUUUGGGAAAUUCCACCAAAUGGCCAUGGUUUGGUAGCUUUGUUAGCUUUGGGUUUGGUGCAAGAAUUGCAUAAGGAAGGGAGAAUUGAUUUGUACAAGUUAAAGCAUAAUUCGGCAGAGUACUUGCAUAUCCUAAUUGAAGCUUGUAAAUUAGGGUUUCAUGAUUCUGAUGAAUACGUUACAGAUCCUACUUUUCGGGAAAUACCAGUAGAAGCAUUAUUACAUUCCCAUUAUUUGAAAAGUAGAGCCAGUUUAUUCGACUCAUCAAAGAUUAUUGACGGCGAAAACAUGACGCAUGGAGUACCUGAUCCUAAAUACAAAUCAGACACUGUUUAUUUCUCGGUCACAGACUCCAAUGGAGAAGCAUGCUCGUUUAUCAACUCAGUAUACGAAGGUUUUGGCUCCGGCAUCUUGGUUGAAAAAUACGGUUUUUGUUUGCAUAAUAGAGGUUCAAAUUUUAACUUGUCUCCAGGAUUGUCAAAUUGCUUGGAAGGGGGUAAAAGGCCUUACCAUACAAUUAUUCCCGGUAUGAUCACAAACAAAUCCGACGAUUCACUAUACUCUGCGUUUGGUAACAUGGGUGGGUUUGCCCAGCCAGUAUGUCAUGUUCAACACGUGUUGAACAUGAUUGUUUUUGGCAUGACGCCUCAACAGCUGCUCGACUCACCAAGAUUUGUUUUAAAUUCAAACAAAGACAUUUUAAAAGAUAGAGGAAGAGGCGCCGAUGGACCAGUAAGUACGCCUAUAACAAUUGUUCAAAUAGAGGAAGGCGUAGGCGAAGACGUUAUUGAGCAAUUAAAAACGUUAGGUCACACUAUUGAAAUCCUUAAAGAUUACUCCAGACAAACAGUUGGUAGGGGCCAAAUUAUAAAAAAUGAGUCUCGGAAUGGACAAUUGAUUUAUGCUGGUGGAAGUGAUAUGAGAGGCGAUGGAGCAGCUGUUCCAUUUGUUUGA